CUAUAAAUUGAAGUCUUCUGGUUGAUGUGGACUUAGUUUUUUGACAAAUUUUGUUCAAAAUCAACUCAUAAAGAGUCACUUGGAAAUGAAAGCCAUAUUGAUCAUUGCAUUGGCACUAGUUGCCUCUGCUUGUGCCUACGAUGUAGAAGAUAUUCCAGAAUUCAUGAGAGAACGUCUCGAUAAGUACGUUGAAUUACAAGAGAAAUGGAAGCUGAAAUGGUUAGAAAUGAAUACAGAAGAACGCGAGACCUUCGAGAAAGUGAUUUAUGAUCGUCUUUCACACAUCCCUGACAAUGUUAAACUCCGUAUUCAUGGCCGUAUUGCAGGCAUGGACCCAGAAGAUCGUAUUAAGUUACGUGACUAUUUAUAUCAACGAUUCCCAGAACUUAAGGUACUCGUUCAAGCCAAGGAAGAUGAUGUUGAAGAAAUUGAUGCAAUCAUCGAAAACCUUCCUCAAGUUCUCCGCGAAAAAAUUAGCGACUUUAUCGCAAUUCGUUUUGCACCUGCUACCGCAUACGAGAAUGUCGAUGAUGCUGACUUUAUCGACUUCCCCGAAAUUCCAGAAUUAGUUGACAUUCCAGCACAAGGAGAUGGAACCCCAUACAGCAUUGACAAUGUUGAAGAAGAAGUUCGUACACAAGUCGAUUCAUUCUUACUCAGACGCGAAGACUGGAGACGAAGAUGGGAGAAUUUACCAGAAGAAAAACGUGAAGCUUUCGAGAAAUACAUUAAGGUCAAAAUGGACAAGGCUGAGGAAUAAAUUUCCAGUUAUUCCUGAAGUGUGAUCAAAUGAAGUGAAAAAAUGAAAUUGACGAGCAUCGAUCAAAACCCUACUGAAAUUUUCUCUUGUCUUUUUAACAUAUUUAUAAUAUUUGUGACAUUAUUAUAACCAAUAAACAUCUAAGAACCUUUUUAAAUUGCCUGUUGAAAAUGC
Molecule: messenger RNA, 934 nt
Organism: Chironomus riparius
Lineage: Eukaryota; Metazoa; Arthropoda; Insecta; Diptera; Chironomidae
Source: the annotation of a GenBank genome assembly